AUGGAAACUCAUGGUCCAAAGCUUUUAGGGGCAUCAUACAAGGAUCCAAUAACAAGUUUUAGUCUAUUUCAGAAGUUCUCUGUUCUGCAACCUGAGGUCUACUGGUCAAUUGUUUUGAAAGAGCUUUCAAUUCUAUUUCGCGAACCCCCCAGAUGCAUUCUGGAAACCUCUGAUAAAUCACAACAUGGGGGAACAUGGCUUCCUGGUUCAGUUUUGAAUAUUGCUGAGUGUUGUUUGCUGUCAACCAGUUAUCCAAAAAAGCAUGAUUGCGAUAUAGCCAUUGUAUGGAGAGAUGACGGCUGUGAUGAUUUGGAGGUGAAUCAGAUGACAUUAAAACAGCUUCGAGAACAAGUAAUGUUGGUAGCAAAUGCACUGGAUGUAACAUUCUCAAAGGGAGAUGCCAUUGCCAUUGACAUGCCUAUGACAGUCAGUGCAGUUGUUAUAUACUUGGCAAUUGUACUUGCAGGCUUUGUUGUUGUAUCAAUAGCUGACAGCUUUGCAGCAAAGGAAAUUGAAAGCCGUUUGCGUGUGUCUAAGGCAAAAGCUAUAUUUACUCAGGAUUUCAUAAUGCGAGGUGGUCGAAGAGUACCUUUGUACAGUCGAGUUGUAGAAGCUGCUCCAUAUAUAGCUAUUGUGAUUCCUGCAGCCGGAAAGGAGGUAGACAUUCCGUUACGAACACAGGAUAUAACCUGGAAAGAUUUCCUAUCCAGUGUUCGUCAUCUUCCAAGACCAAAUUAUUACUCUCCAGCCUAUCAGACAAUAGAGUCUAUUACCAAUAUCCUCUUCUCAUCUGGAACGACAGGAGAUCCAAAAGCUAUACCAUGGACACAAGCUUCUCCCAUUCGGUGUGCUGCUGAUGCCUGGGCACACAAUGAUGUUCAAGCAGGAGAUAUCUUCUGCUGGCCAACAAAUUUAGGAUGGGUGAUGGGACCAGUUACACUCUAUUCAUGCUUUCUUACUGGUGCAACUCUGGCUCUCUAUCAUGGAUCUCCACUGGGGCGUGGUUUUGGGAAAUUUAUUCAGGAUGCAGGUGUGACCAUCUUGGGCACGGUCCCAAGUUUAGUGAAGGCCUGGAAGAAUACACAUUGUGUGGAAGGCCUUGAUUGGACAAAGAUAAAGUCAUUUGGUUCUACUGGAGAAGCCUCCAGUGUUGAUGAUGACCUUUGGCUUUCUUCAAGGGCUUUCUACAAACCCAUUGUUGAAUGUUGUGGAGGCACGGAACUUGCAUCGUCCUACAUCCAAGGAAGUCUUUUGCAAUCACAGGCUUUUGGAGCAUUUAGCACUGCCUCAAUGACUUCAGGCUUUGUGAUCCUUGAUGAACAUGGGUUUCCAUAUCCAGAUGAUCAAGCUUGUGUUGGUGAAGUGGGUUUAUUUCCUCUGUACAUGGGAGCAACUGAUAGACUGCUUAAUGCUGAUCAUGAGGAAGUGUACUUCAAGGAAAUGCCAAUAUACAAAGGGAUGGUAUGCUGUUUCAGAGAAAUCUUUCCCCCUGCUAGAAAUAUUAUUGAUCAGCGCCUUAGGAGACACGGAGAUAUCAUUAAGAGAACAACUGGAGGCUAUAUUAUGGUCCAAGGCAGGGCUGAUGACACUAUGAAUCUUGGUGGCAUAAAGACAAGUUCAAUCGAAAUUGAGCGCGUUUGUGAUAGGGCUGAUGAAAGUGUCUUGGAAACUGCUGCAGUAAGUGCUUCACCAGUAAAUGGUGGUCCAGAGCAGUUGGCUAUAUUUGUGGUAAUAAGGAAAGGAUUUAGCAUUGAACCGGCCAAACUAAAGACGAAAUUCUCAAAAGCCAUCCAAAGCAACCUUAACCCUUUAUUUAAGGUGACCUUUGUAAAGAUUAUCCCAGAGCUUCCUCGAACCGCUUCAAAUAAGAUAUUACGGAGAGUUUUGAGGGACAAACUGAAGCGGGAGCUUCACAUUCAGAGCAGAAUCUAACUGCAUCAUGAACAGUUGGUGUGGCAAUUUUCAGUCGUUUAUUAUGGUUGUGAUAUGAUGGGUGAAUGAGAAACAAUUAGAACCUUCAAGGUUCAUAUAUUUUGAUUGCCAAAAUAUUGAGGAAAUGUGAAUUUUACGUUGUUUGAUGAGUCAUUUACCAAUAUGAUGAUUGUGUGGCUGUGUUAUGAUUGUAAAACAGCUAUAGAAUAUUGUAGAAUAGAAUCCUUG
Messenger RNA from Ilex paraguariensis (yerba mate), 2160 nucleotides. NCBI's taxonomy places the organism in Eukaryota, Viridiplantae, Streptophyta, Magnoliopsida, Aquifoliales, Aquifoliaceae. The record is from the annotation of a GenBank genome assembly.